AUGGAAUGUGCAGAUCUAUCGAAGGAGACAUUACAAAUGUCGCUUAUAAGCGGUGUUCCUGAUGAUAUUGUGAAUUCUUGCUUGGCUAGAGUUCCAAGGGAAUAUCACAUGGCAAUGAAAUGUGUUUCAAGGAGAUGGAGAGAUUUUGUGUGUAGCGAUGAGUUCUGCGAUUAUCGAAACAAGUUGAACUUGGCUGAAUCUUGGAUUUACGCCUUGUGCCGUGAUAUAUCUGGCGGUGUUUUCUUGUACGUGCUGAAUCCGUUCUCGUCUAGAAGGUCGUGGAAAAGAAUCAAUGAAUGUAGACAUAUUACAAUGAGAGAAGGUAUGGGUUUUGCGGUAUUGGGUAAGAGAUUGUUUGUGUUAGGUGGAUGUGGUUGGUUAGAAGAUGCGAUUGAUGAGGUUUAUUGUUAUGAUUCUGCUAUGAACACUUGGCUUGAUGUAGUACCGUCGCUUUCAACUAAAAGAUGCUUCUUUGCUUGUGAAACGCUUGAUGGGAAAAUUAUGGCGAUUGGUGGAUUAGGAGUGAAUCCUAAAGUUCCGCAGACUUGGGACAUAUAUGAUCCUUUAACGAAAACCUGCAAAUCUUGUUCGGAUACUAAUAUUGUCCCUGAAAUUGAAGAUUCAUUUGUAAUGGACGGGAAGAUUUAUGUACGGGGUGGUGGUGGAUCUUCAGUUGCAGUCUAUAAUGCAUUGAGCGGGGUUUGGGAACGUGUGGAUGAUGAUAUGGCUUUGGGAUGGCGAGGUCCAGCGGUUGUGGUAGCAGAUGAUCUUUAUGUUUUGGAUCAGACUUUUGGAUCUAAGCUAACAAUGUGGUGCAAGGAAACGAGAAAGUGGAUUCAUAUCGGGAAGCUAUCUCAAUUGGUAAUGAAGCAGCCGUGUCGGCUUGUUUCUAUUGGAAGUAAUAUCUUUGUGAUUGGUAAGGAUUGCUCUACUGUGGUGAUUGAUGUUGAGAAUGUGAGGACGAUGACGAUGACUGGAGUAAUGGUGUGUUCUUCUAUACCAAAGACUUGGGAUGAUGAUAUUGAUGUUAUUAGCUGUAAAUCUGUAGCCAUGUAA
Arabis nemorensis is the source of this 1056-nucleotide messenger RNA. Lineage: Eukaryota; Viridiplantae; Streptophyta; Magnoliopsida; Brassicales; Brassicaceae. The record is from the annotation of a GenBank genome assembly.